Messenger RNA from Numida meleagris (helmeted guineafowl), 2323 nucleotides. RefSeq lists its product as uncharacterized. The record is from RefSeq and is a predicted model, not a curated record. Gene Ontology annotation, molecular function: nucleic acid binding; zinc ion binding. NCBI's taxonomy places the organism in Eukaryota, Metazoa, Chordata, Aves, Galliformes, Numididae. The transcript is spliced from 2 exons. Gene Ontology annotation, biological process: viral process. Bases 1 to 1857 code for a protein of 618 amino acids.
AUGUCGGUUAGGAAGUCUGCUGAGUUAAAGUCCUGGGGACUAAUCCUUGGCGCUUUAAAAGCCGCCAGAGAGGAAAAGCAGUUUUCCCAUACCGUGCGUGUGCUGCUCGGUCUUGGGCAGGAUCCAGGAAAUUCCUUUGGGGAUUCCUUGGAUCCUGGAGGCCCCAGCAGGCCGGGAGAUAGUGUCUCUUGGAGGAAUCCAGAGGACGGCUUAUUGAUCCAAGAAGCGCCGCCGCCACUGCCUUUCACCGAUUCCCAUGAUGCGGCUCGGGUCGAGCAGUCGCCGCUGGCUCCAGCCCCGGUGCGGCUGCUGGCCCCGGACUUGCUGCCGGCGCUGGCUCCAGCUUUGCCACAGGUCCGGGCUCCGUUCCCAGCCCCAGAGAGAGUAGAUCCCCUCAGCAGUGCCACGACCAAGAUGGUGCCGGCCACGCUGCUCGCUUCUGCCUCGGGCGCCACCCACCAGAUGUCAAUCACCGCUGAGGAAUGCGAAGGGGGCGUGUCGCAACACCCACCGUUGUCUUCGCCAAUCAUCGCGCAAGAGACUCUCGAGACUCCUCCUCCGUAUCCGCCUCCUUAUCCACGUCAAUCAUUGUACUCUUCAUUACGUAAUGUUUCAUGGGCGGAAAUCGGAGAAGGCUGUAUGCACCCCCCAAGGGGUGGUCCGUCCACGCCCCUUAGUCCGCCCGAAGGAGGGGUUACAUCGGAAAAGGCAAUGAUGCAAGGGGGCGGGAUCGAUGGGCGUGCACGGAUCGAGGGGGGAGGAGAGAGUGGGCGUAUUCAAGGCGGGUCCAGUGGGCAUGUUCGGAUUGCUGAUUGGGCCAAGAUAGCAGAAACAUUAGAUGAGAAGGGCCUAUCAGAAGUGGUUCAUGUGUUUCCGGUUGCAAUGCAGGAUGAUGGGGAAGCGCGAUGGGUUCCGCUGGAUGCGAAAGGGGUGGCACGGUUGGUGGAUGCUGUGGAGAAGAAGGGGCUAAGAUCGCCUCUUACUUUAAAUGCCCUGGAAGCUUUAACAGCACCGGGACCGUUGCUUCCUCAUGAUAUUGAAAGUCUUAUGCGCAUGAUUCUUGAGCCAGUGCAAUACACCCUCUGGAAAGAGGAGUGGAGCACUCAGCUCAAGACGGUGCUGGCAGCAGCAGAAAAUUAUCUACUUCACCCUGCGUUUGGUAGUAAUUUACACAGGCUCAUGGGUACUGCUCCAGGAAUGGGCGGGACCCCCCAUGGUCAGCUUGCAUUCCUGCGACCGGGUGAAGUGUUAGUAACUUCUGAAGCAGCUAUUGCUGCAUUCAGGAAGUUUGCUCGCACUGUAGCCCCUGCGAGCCCAUGGACAGAGAUAGAGCAGGGCCCAAAUGAAUCGUUUCAGGACUUUGCUAACAGAUUGAUGAAAGCUGUGGAAGGCUCGGACCUGCCUAGGGCGGUGCAUAAUCCAGUGAUUGUGGACUGCCUUAGGCAGAAGUCCCAUGAGAGCUUGAGAGAUAUUUUACAAUCAGCCCCUGGAAAAUUAACUACACCGGCAGAGAUUGUUAAGUAUGUUAUGGAUAAGCAGAAGUCUGCACCUCUGACGAAUGAAGGGCUUGCAGCAGCCAUUGUGACGGCGACAGGCUUCUCUAGAGGUCCUUGCUAUCGCUGUGGUGAAUACGUUCAUAUUAAGGCACAGUGCGGUGCCAGAAAAAACAAUGAUGUUAUUUGUCAACUGUGUGGGAAGAGGGGGCAUACUGCACGGCAGUGCAGAAAACCGAGAGUUCAGAGUCAGGGAAACGAGAGGGGGAGGGAGCCACGGGCCCGAAGUCCCUCCCGUGUAUCCAAGAACGGGCCUGUGACCAACCCACCAGUUUUGUUGACUCCUCCCCUGAGGUUUCUCUGAUUCCGAAUGUGGCAUUGACUCUGCACUGCGGCGAUAGGCCACUGGUCAAGGCUUUUGCAUCAUAUCUUGGCUUGCCACAGGAUUUUCCAGCUCCUCGCUCUGUUUUAUUUGUUGCUCUGUUAGAUUCAGGGGCAGUUAUUACAGUUAUAGCAGACAGUGAUUGGCCUGAUGAGUGGCCGCUUGGCCCCCCUCAAUUGAUUCGAGGGGCGGGAGGCGCUUCACUCACCAGGAAAUCUUUAGCGAGAGUGGAGAUUAUUGUGAUUAACAGGGAUGGUUCACUGGAAAAGCCUGCCUUUUUGACUCCGCUCAUUGCUAACAUCCCAGGAACCUUAUUAGGCAGGGAUUUCUUGAGUAAUGUGGGUGCACGCAUUACAAAUUUAUAGUAAGGGCCACUGUCUGCCAGCUAUCUACCACAUAUGCUAUUCCAUUGCGGUGGAGACAGGAUGCGCACCCUGUUUGGGUGGAU